GACUAGCUGCCUGAACUUGAACACUGACGGCUAGAGAAGGCUGCGACCGUGACCACAGCCGGCGGAGAUAAAUCCGGAGGUCGACUGUGUUGAGUUUGUUUGCUUGCUUGCUUGCUUGCUUGCUUGUUUGCUGUAUUCGUUUUACGUCACCGGUAUUGUUCAGUCAUUCAGGACAUCGUAUAGGUAAUUAACACCGACAAAAAGAAGAAAAAAGCCGUGUGCACAAAAAGCUGAUAAUGUCCAGGCGCAAACUUGGAAGCCGACCGCAGCACCUGAGCGUGAUUCAAGAAACGUCGGCCCUGAGAAGUAGGAAGCGACACCAGAUUUGGUGGUACCGAUGGGCAGAGAAGCCACACCUCAUUUACAUGGACUGACAGAUGAUCCAGAGCCCAGCGUGACUCCGAGCUCACCCUGCUCUCCUGAUCACGUCGCUGAAGGCAGCGAUCUACUGACAUGCGGUCAGUGUGGUCAGGCUUUCCCUCUGGCACACAUCCUCACCUUCAUCCAGCACAAGCAGGGAGGAUGUAGCCGCACCAGGGCCGGCCCGCUGGACCACACGCCUCAGUCUCCAGCCAAUCACGCAUUCCGACAUGGCCCAGGCGUGCAGCUGAAGACAGACUACGUGGAGCUGAAGAGGACAACAGGCAGGCGUUGGGAAGAAGAACCAGGUGUGAAGGCGGAGCCUAACCGAUCAGAUGAGCCAUCCAGUUUUACCUGCCUGGUGUGUGAGUGUGUGUUGCCUAGUGCAUGGGCUCUACUCCAACACGCCCAGUACACACAUUCCCUGAGUCUCUACCAAGUCGAGACCGGUCACCCCCAAAAGCCCAAAACAGCGGCCAUGAUGGAUCCACGCCACCUGGGUGCCACACUGGCCUCCGCCUUCCACGCUUCCGCUGCCAUGAAACGUUUACCACGCUCCCAUCAGCCCCAGAGCCAUGCCCCAAUGUCAGGACAACGAGAUCUUCAGAGCCUGAACUUCUCACUGUGUCUGCAACGGCUGGCAGAGGUGAGCGUUGGGAAUGGAGGAGUCGUGCCCUCGCCCUCUCCAUCGCCACCCGCCGCUUCUCCUUUUCCUCACUCUACCCCUCCAUUGCUAGGCGCCUUCUCCUGUGAGGUCUGUGGCCAGAAUUUCCAGUCCUUGCGCAGCCUCUCUGCUCAUCGGCGCACACAUGCCACUGAGAAGCCUUACCAUUGUGCUGUGUGCCAGCUAUCAUUUGGCCAAAGUGGAGAGCUAGCUCGACACAUGAGGAGCCACCGAAAAGCUGCGGAAAGUUCAUUUAAAGUGUCAGAAAGCUCAUUAAGACUGCCACAUCUUGUCGCUGCCACCGCAAACGAGGAGAGGAAAAUCCCAAUCAGGUUUUCUCAGCAGGGAUAUGGGGAUAGUGUGCAUCAGGAAGGUGACCCUGCAGGCACAGGUUUGAUCUUGUUGGCAUCCCAGCCGGGAGGAGUCAACCGCAACUUUCCAAGGUACUAUCCCCUUCAAGCCGAGGUAGACGAGGAGGUACAGGUAGAGCCGCAGCAUCCUUCACCCUAUGGCAGCCCCUCAGAGGGCUCUCUGGACAGCGGAGAGACUGGCGAGAGCGGCAUCGCCAGCGGAAACUGUACUCCCAAGAGGCCUGAGCGUGACAACGAGAGAGAGGGUGAGGUGGAGGCAGAAGUGGAAUGCGUGGAUGUUGUGCAAGAUUGGCCACAGGACAACGAAAGACGGCAGUCUGCCGGUCGCAAAAAGAAAGAAGAGGCAUGUGAAUACUGCGGUAAACGAUUCCGCAACAGCAGCAACCUGACUGUGCAUCGAAGGAGCCACACAGGUGAACGGCCUUACCGUUGCGGAUUGUGCAGUUAUGCUUGUGCCCAGAGCAGCAAGCUGACCCGCCACAUGAAGACCCAUGGCACCCGUGGCACCCGUGCCCCCUUCCAGUGCCAGCUCUGCUCUGUGCCCUUCACCGUCUAUGCUACACUGGAGAAGCACCUGAAGAAGACACAUGGUAUUAGCCAUGCCACGGUCGGAGCCUACAGCCAGAACACACACUCUUUAAGCCCUCCACUUGGAUAUACCAACCUUGCCAUUAAAAUGGAAGAUGAUCCCACUAUCGAGCACUCCGAUGGCCCAGUCCAAACCAGCAAAGAGUUGUCCGAAACUCUCAAAGAAGAGGAUUCCGAAAUGAUGGUCACCACUGAUGGUGCUCCCUCACCCAGUCCUGAAGAUGCCAGCCAUAACAUAGAGUUGAGUCUUGCUCCAAGCACUGCCUGAACAUUUGAGGAAUCCUUCAGGAUUCAUACUGACCACUGCCAGCACACCAGACACUCGUAUCUGAUUCUACCCUGCCCCUGGUCAGCAACUCCCUCAGUAACUGACACACCGAAACUCAUCUGUUGGUGAACACGAGCCACGUUCUGGGGCAUGUAGUUGAUCAGCUAUCCUAGAUCAGAUAACAGUCAAGUGCCUACAUGUAGACAACUGUGACCAUUCCUGUAAGGAUUCAGGACUCUGUAUGAUAUUUUGAAUUGUUUUGCACUCAUUACGGUGAGUGAUUUGACUCGUGAUUGUCCAGUCUGUCCAGGACUAUAGAAGAAGACAGGUGUAUCAGCCUAAAGCAUCAAUAACCACGAAAGAUCAAAAUUGUCUGUAUAUGGUUCUUAUUAGUUUUUUUGUUAUAAGAUUCUUAGAUGUUGGUUAUUUGUAAAGAGCUCUGUUUGUUACGAGAGAUUACACACUCAAUUUUAAUGGCUCUUAAAGUGAAAUUGAUGUGGGAAGUAACAUUUUUGUAAUGCUCUCUUUCCCCACCGUUUUUGAAAUAUACUGGCAAUGGGUUUUUUUGUUGUUGUUGUGUUUUGAUUUUUGUUGUUGUUGUUGGUUUCAGCUAAAAAAUUCUUUUUAAACUUGGAAGUUUAAUCUGUGUCCUGAACACUGGACCUUAAUUUUUGGGAUAUUGUUUAUAAAUAGCACAGUUUGGGUAUGUGGCAAUGAGCAUCAACAAUCAUAACACAGAUUCCUGUGUUCUCGAGCAUGCAUGGCAAUGUCUUAGGGAUCUUUUUGUAAAUGUAUCUGAAGUCAGCGCUUACACGUUCUGUGCAUUGUAACCUAUUUGUCUCGAAACCUCUAGCUGCUCUUCUAUGCAUAAAGCUUCAUUUUAUAUCUCAAAAGAAACGGGUGUCUCUACGCUAUGUAGUCUGUAUUGCUGUUUACAGAUGAAUGUUCUGUUUACAGGUUAUGUUUGUUUAACUGCAUGCCAUGAACUGUUAAGCUUUUCUUUAGCCCUGUGUCUUUUUCUUGGGUGCUGCAUGUUGUGUGAGUGCACAAACGAAAAACCUCGCUUCAGAGGAAUGACUGGGUGGGGAACAGCACUGACCUGUUGCCUGGAGAACCUGCUGUGUGAGCACUUGCGUGUGUGUGUGUGUGUGUGUGUGUGUGUGUGUGUGUGUGUGUGUAAAUAUACAUAUGGGUUGAAACAUGUCUUAUUGUAUGUAUGCAGAAAAGUUUUAUUAGUUUAUUUUCUCCAAUUAUCUAUGUCUGUCUGUAAUCUGUCAGGGAACUGUUUGUUUUCUUUUACGUAAAAAAUACAGUUCUGACUAUUUGAAUAUAGACAAAUGUGAAAGGCUGUUGGGCACGACAGUGUCCACCACUUCAGGGAACGACACGCUGUACAUAGAGAUCUUCACCCUCCCUAAUAUUGAUGAUCCACUUUGUUUGCUUCAUUUGGAUUGAUUUCAUUUAUAUCUGUUAUGUAUGUGUAAUAUGUUCCCCUAGCAUUCCAUGGGAAGCACAUGCCUUUGUUAUUUUGUUAUUCUGUGCCUGUGCAGGUGAAUAUUAAAAAGACUGAUGCAAAGUCAAAAU
This is a messenger RNA of Hemibagrus wyckioides, 3835 nucleotides long. RefSeq names its product zinc finger protein 296 (gene znf296). Gene Ontology annotation, biological process: positive regulation of transcription by RNA polymerase II. The record is from RefSeq and is a predicted model, not a curated record. The transcript is spliced from 4 exons. Bases 338 to 2251 code for a protein of 637 amino acids. Gene Ontology annotation, cellular component: nucleus. NCBI's taxonomy places the organism in Eukaryota, Metazoa, Chordata, Actinopteri, Siluriformes, Bagridae. Gene Ontology annotation, molecular function: DNA-binding transcription factor activity; RNA polymerase II cis-regulatory region sequence-specific DNA binding.